Molecule: messenger RNA, 4552 nt
Organism: Bufo bufo (common toad)
Lineage: Eukaryota; Metazoa; Chordata; Amphibia; Anura; Bufonidae
Gene: WDR26
Product: WD repeat domain 26
Exons: 15
Coding region: 154-2022 (622 amino acids)
Biological process (GO): proteasome-mediated ubiquitin-dependent protein catabolic process
Cellular component (GO): GID complex
Molecular function (GO): protein binding
Source: RefSeq, a predicted model, not a curated record
CUGGCCUCCGCUUCCUCCUCGGACUCGGACACCGGCCGAGCGACCCCUCCCCCGCGGAAGAAGCUCCGAGCCUCGGAGGAGGCGGCGGCGGCAGGAGAAGCGGCGGCAGCUCAAUCGGUCAUUCCCGGCGGUAGAGGAGCCAGCGGGGGGAACAUGCAAGCCAACGGGGCAGCGGCUGGGGCGGGGGGCUCGGGCGGACAGGAGCCGGACAGCGGCGCCCCCUCCUCCCCCUCCUCACAGAACGGGGAGGCCUCGUCCUCCGGUACCGGCGGGGAGCAGGCUCACUCUAACGGUCUCCUCAGCACCAGCAACGGGGCCUCGUCCUCCUGUGCCGCCUCCAGCACCGCCGAGCAGCCGGGCCUGAAGAAGAAGAAGCGGCUGAGCCAGGCCGACGAGGACGUCAUCCGCCUGAUCGGUCAGCACCUGCACGGCCUGGGCCUCAACCAGACGGUUGAUCUCCUCAUGCAAGAAUCAGGAUGCCGGUUAGAGCACUCAUCUGCUACCAAAUUCCGCAACCAUGUCAUGGAAGGGGAGUGGGAUAAGGCAGAGAACGAUCUGAACGAGCUGAAGUCUUUGGUGCACUCUCCUCACGCCGUAUUGCCAUGUCGCCCACCCGCUGGAGGUUCAGGGAGUGAGCAUUCCUCCUCCUCGUCCUGUCCCACGUCAGAUGUCAUACGGAGGAUGAAGUUCUUGCUGCUCCAGCAGAAGUACCUGGAAUACUUAGAAGAUGGGAAGGUCCUCGAAGCCCUGCAGGUCUUGCGCUGUGAGCUGACGCCACUGAAAUACAAUACCGAGAGGAUUCAUAUCCUGAGUGGGUAUUUAAUGUGUAGUCACGCAGAAGACCUGCGAGCAAAGGCAGAGUGGGAAGGAAAAGGAACGGUGUCCCGCUCCAAGUUGCUUGAUAAACUCCAAACUUACCUUCCACCAUCUGUCAUGCUACCACCCAGGCGUCUGCAAACUCUUCUACGUCAAGCUGUGGAGUUGCAGCGAGAUCGGUGCCUCUACCACAAUACAAAACUUGACAAUAACCUGGACUCUGUAUCCCUGCUUAUUGAUCAUGUCUGCAGCAGGAAACAGUUUCCAUGUUUCACACAGCAAGUCCUGACAGAGCACUGCAAUGAAGUCUGGUUCUGUAAGUUCUCCAACGACGGCACUAAACUAGCGACAGGAUCAAAGGACACAACUGUUAUAAUAUGGCAGGUCGAUCCAGACACACACCAGCUAAAGCUACUUAAGACAUUAGAAGGGCAUGCUUAUGGGGUCUCCUACCUAGCCUGGAGCCCGGAUGACAACUAUCUCGUAGCCUGUGGUCCAGAUGACUGCUCCGAGCUCUGGCUGUGGAAUGUGCAGACUGGUGAGUUGAGGACAAAAAUGAGCCAAUCUCAUGAAGACAGUCUGACGAGCGUGGCCUGGAAUCCAGAUGGAAAGAGAUUUGUGACCGGCGGCCAACGUGGACAGUUUUACCAGUGUGAUUUAGACGGCAAUCUGUUGGACUCCUGGGAAGGAGUAAGAGUUCAGUGUCUGUGGUGCCUGAGCGACGGCAAGACUGUCCUGGCAUCAGACACGCACCAGAGGAUCCGGGGCUAUAACUUUGAGGACCUUACAGAUAGAAACAUAGUACAAGAAGACCAUCCCAUCAUGUCAUUUACAAUAUCAAAAAAUGGAAGACUAGCAUUGUUAAACGUAGCUACUCAGGGUGUUCACUUAUGGGAUUUGCAAGACAGAGUUUUAGUGAGAAAAUACCAAGGCGUGACGCAGGGCUUCUACACAAUACACUCGUGCUUCGGCGGUCACAAUGAAGACUUCAUCGCUAGCGGCAGUGAGGAUCACAAGGUAUACGUCUGGCACAAACGCAGCGAACUGCCCAUCGCAGAGCUGACUGGACACACACGCACAGUAAACUGUGUGAGUUGGAACCCACAGAUUCCCUCCCUGAUGGCCAGCGCCUCUGAUGACGGCACAGUUAGAAUAUGGGGACCAGCACCUUACAUAGAAAACCAGGAGUUUGAAGGAAUGCAGUAGCAUGGACAGUUGAUGGCAAUUUUUUUUUCUUUUUUUUUUUUUUUUCGCUGAAGACGACUUCUCUAACUUAAAAAAACAAACAAAAAAAAUUUAGUCGUAUUUUUAAAUGGCUUGGGAUUGGUGCAAACGUUAAAUUGAUAGCGGGACAGACGCUUUUCAAGAGAAGUUUAAAAAAAAAAAUAAUUUGAAAAAAACCCCUACCUACGAGUCUGGUGCCCUCCAGCGGGGCAGAUCAUUUACCACCCUGCUUCAUAGUACCCAGCUCCGAUGAAGCACGUCGUUAGAUUGUUAUUGGACACCAUGUUACCCUCCCAUCGGUUGUGAAGAACUGUGCUAUAUUCCAGCUGUCCAUUGAACUCGGUAUAUUUUUUUUCCCCUUCUGCCUUUUUGUCCGGCAGCCUCUACCAUCUUUUGUCGCUCUUCUGUGUAAUGAAGUUUAAAUGCUUGUUUGGAGAAAAAAAAAAAAAAAAAAGGAAAAAAAAAAUAAUUAUUUAACAGUUUAGAAGGCUUGAUAGAUCGCUUUAGUCUGAGUAUCCAUUUAAUAGGAAAGUAUUUUCUCCUCUCAUUUCACGGAUUCUCUCCGCCUUAUUUAGCUCGAGAUCUUUCCAGCUUGGUUCACGGAUUGUAGCCUUACUUCUGUGUUUUUUUUUUUUUUUUGUUCAAACCCUUCAGGGGAAAAAAAAAAAGUUUGCAGAACCAGUUUCCAACUAGACCAUAUUAAGAAACCAAUCCUAGGUUUUUGUAUGGCAGACCGUGUUAUUACCCCCCCCCCCCCACCCCCCGUUACUGGGUUAACAGCACAACAUUUUUUUUAAAAUAAAUUAUUUAUAGGACUGUAAUGAGUUCAUUUUGUGUAAGUUUAAAAUUUUCAACCAGCUUUAUUGAUGGCUUCCUUGGAAAAAUGGGGGCCAGUGAUUUAGAACCGCCCCCUCCUCUCCUUUUUUUUAAAUGCACCCCGAGGUUUUAUCGAGAUGUCCAUUUGUUUUGCUGCUGAUAACGGAGUCUAGGUCAGGUGCGAGGAGCAGAGAGUUGGGCAAUGGGGCGCUUUCCAAGACUGUGCAGAGUAAGGUUUGCAGUCUAGCCUUGUCUCGAUCAAUGAUGGCCGUUUAUGGAUGUAGGUCUUCUCCUGAAGGUCAUAUCUGGAUCUCAUCUACCUAUAACGUUGGCUCUGGUUGCAUACGGAGCUGCGCUGACCAUUUUGCUUGCCUCACGGUUGAAUGAUUCUAGCGGAUUACUGCAGCAGAGCCGUGAUCGCCAACCUGUAGGGAAAUUAUAACUCCCAGCAUGGCACGAUUAGUGUUUGGUGGGAGUUGCUAUUUUACAACAGCUUGAUACUUUGGUUACAUAGUGACCAAAGAUUGCAACGUGCAAGUUGGCGUGUACCCACCAUCACAAAAGGUCCAGCAGUGUUGUCAAGUUUCAUGUAGCCCCAGUCUUGGGUGCAAAGCUACCGCGAUGCAAGCGGGACCUUCAGUGCAGCUCUGUAUGCAAGGAGAUGAGUGGUGCAACAGCGAGUUUGCAUUCAUACGUCUCAUCCAGACGGAGUCCCUUCAAGUGAAGCUCUGUAGGUCGUGUCUGUCACCCAGUUGGUGUGGAGCAUACAGAGGUACAGUAGGAUAGCUGUACGGUGCUGUAAUAUACAUCCAUGUGAUUGGAUCCUGCCCUGUACUGAAAACUGGGGGAGGCUAUUUAAAACCUAAAGCUGUUCCCUCCAGGGGUGGUGACAGGGCACCAGCCACCCCCCCCCUUUCUGAAAUAUUAAACGUUGUUUUUUUUAUUGCGUUAUUUCUUUUUCUCCAUACACUUUGUACCGUACAGUAUCUAUACACUCUACUGACAUGACUACUUGGGGGAAUAAUUGAGGGUUGGUUGCAAUGAGUUUUGUCCUUGUUGCCAUAGUUUGCAGCAGUAGCUGAUGACACAGUCGUCCAUAUUGACAGCUCCAUGUGCAGGCGGCCAUUUAUGCACAUACAGUUCAUAAUCCAUCAAUCCUGCAGGAGCGAGCGUGUUAAAUCCUGGACUGGCUGUGAUGGUUAACAUGAUCUAUAUUGAUAACACGGAGCCCUACACACAUGCAUGCACACCCCCAUUCCCUUUUUACGGAAAUUUGUCAGGCCUCAGACGGCCAUGCUGGUGUCUGUAUUAUAGCUGCAGAUCCUGACCUGAUGGGAGUCUGUUGCUCAGAAAUGACAGUAUCAUAGGUCCUUUGGAUAACGAUGGGAAUUGAAGCGGUUCUAUGGAUGCUAAAAGGUGCCCAGAUUACCGCCAUCUGCAUGAGACCUCUGAGGUGCAGGGCCAAAGCAGCAGGUCUGGAUAUCGGAUCUGCCAUCGCCUCAGGACCCUGGAUGUGAGAACACAAGAGGGUGGUGACACUCGGUAAAGCCACUGCGUCACCUGUGUAGUUCACCUGCAGUAGUGUUACACGUAUGUAAUCUAUGCAAUAUCAUGGGCAUCUCCUCGCCUCUUAAAGGGCUUGUGCCACCAUUACGUUAGUUUACUAUAGCUCAGCGUGAAAACAAAUUGUUUCGUU